CACUCAGCAGAAUUCAUGGUCUAAUGUGAUUGAUUGCUCAUAAGUGGAAGAAGGGAAAGGGAAUUAAUUAUAAGGUUAAUUGGUAGUCUUUCUUGGUCAGGUCAGGUGACUCAUGUCUUUCAUAUAUCUGCUAAUUUUACAGAUUAGGUCAAACUAGGGUCUCGUUCAAAGAUGAAGCAUAUACAUUCUCCAGACGAUACUUUUACUAUAGUGUCUCGGGGAUGAUGGCUUUCCAAUAAUUUAGAGAAUUUUGUCCUCGGGGUAAAGACGAAGCAGUGUGCCUCUCGCUUAUUCAGGCCCUGGGGCAUUGGCCUCACUCACGUACGCUUUGCUACAAUCAGCUCAUGCAUGGCGCUUUUCAUGUCACAGGGAGAGUAAUUAACUAGGGCUCAUUUUAAAUUUUUUUACGGCUCUGCCAUUGAUCUUCCGUCGGCUUCUUCUUUCUUCUACAGCCUUAUAUUAACCAUAUAACCAAGAUUGCUCUCUCAAUUUGGGUCCGCCGUGAAAUCCCACUCUAAGGCUCUCCCAUAUCAAUAUCAUCGACGAACAGAUUCUAUGCAAAAGAGUCUAGGCGUUAUUCUUCUGCCACUGUUCCUUUAUCUGCUGUUUAGUACUACUAUUUUGAUCUCUUAUUGUUAUUCAGUUAUGACGGCAAAGAUUGGAAAGACAGAUAAAAAGACUCUUACAAGGGGUGAUCAUGCGGCAAGUCAUCAUAGUCAAGGGGAGACACAGAAAUGUGCAAUGAUCAGACUUUUGCUAUUUUUUCUGAUGAGGACACACAUGAUCAAAUUAAAUCACGGAGGUGGAAUCGAGAAACAAACCUGUCAACGAUACCUCUGGACUCCUAGCAAUACAUGGAAACGGAGGGCUUGUCAUCUAUGGAAAGGACCGAAGUACCCCUAUUUGGUCCGCUAAUGUUACUCUAAAUUCGCCAGACAAUUUCUUAGCCAAGAUUUUGGAUACAGUGUUGGUCAAGGUGGAUUCUACUCCUGCUCAAUCUUAGUCUACAAGUUCCGAGAUAUGUCCAAAUUGCGCAAGAGUGCAUUCAAGUGUUCAACUGACCGGCCAACCACGUCAGUUGUUGUUUCAAAUUUCCUGUUAGCUAAUGAGGCAGCAACUCCUUCAUCUAAACAACCUGGAUUUUGCAGACAACGUGUAUUACUGGUGAAGACCCGACCUCUCUAGGAGUUAAUUCCGUAAAUUAUGUAACAUGUACUUCAGUAGGAGCUCCCUAAUAAGAGCCUCAAAUCUUGAAUUAAUGAUACAUAUAUGUAGAAAUAUAUAAGCUACAUAUGAUAAUGAUUGUUUCUGAUGUUCAAAAUUCAAAUGCGUAAUAUUUGUAUCAAUAAGCAGGCAGCUGAAAUACAAACAUAUGUUUUUAAUUAGUUCAUUAUAUACAGGAAUUUGAUGAGGCUUUUGGUUCAUACAACAAGUUGUUGACCUAUGACGUAGACUUGCCAAACACACGUACACUUGCUCUUCUUCAAAAAUGGUUUGUUUUUCCUUCCCGUGAACCCAUUACUUUAGAAAUGUCUAGCUAAUAAUAGUCUCGUCCCUAGAUUUCUGAUCUGGUGUGGAUAUAUAUAUAUAUAUAUACGUGACGUGCAGACCAGCUUUAAUUGUGAGGUUUAGGACUUGGUCACUACUCACUAGUCAAUUGGCUUUAAAUGAAGUCAGUCCAAUUGAAAUAAGUGAUGUGCAAAUACAUAUAGCCAAAGCAAAAAAUUUCAUUGAGUAAAACUAACCAUGAGUUUUAGUAGCGCAGCGUUUAUCCAGAUAUUGCAUAUCUUCCUCCUUCUCCCCUCUAGCAUCUGCCAACUUCCCCUUGACACCCUUACGCCAAACCAACCCAUCAGAGACGGCGACGUUUUAGUCUCUAGCAGGAAACUCUUUGCACUAGGGUUCUUCAGCCCCGGAAAUCCUCAGCACCGCUACGUUGGAGUUUGGUUUUACAAAGUUCCAGAGAAAACCAUUGUCUGGGUUGCGAACAGAAACCACCCAGUCAAUGAUUCCUCUGGAGUGCUAUCGAUCAGUGGUGAUGGAGGCCUUGUCAUACACGGAAAGGACCAAAGUACCCCUCUUUGGUCCGCAAACGUUACUCUCCCUUCUCCAAACAAUUUCACAGCCAAGCUUCGGGAUACAGGAAAUCUUGUUUUACUUGAGAAUGGAAACCAAAGAGUUGUGUGGGAUAGCUUUGAUUACCCCUCAGAUACAGUGCUUUCCUCUAUGAAGCUUGGGCUGAACCGGCGGUCCGGGUUGGAGUGGCUCCUAACGUCUUGGAAGUCAAAAGAUGACCCGGGAACCGGGAGCUGUACAUAUGGGAUAGACCCGAGGGGGUCUCCGCAGUUGUUUCUGAAAAAGAGGGGAGGCCCUUUGUGGCGGAGCGGCCCUUGGAUCGGGGACAGAUGGAGCGGUGAACCCCAACUAACCACUACCGUUGGACUCUUCAAUUUAAGUUUUGUCAACAAUGAAGACGAGAUAUCCUACAAGCGUGUUGUUGCCAAUGACUCAUUGUUCACAAGGGGGGUGCUAGAUGAAUCAGGAAUAUAUCAACGGCUCAUGUGGAACGAUAAGGAAAACAAAUGGAUCGAAUUGGUCUCCGACCCGAAUGAGUGGUGUGAUAACUAUGGACUCUGUGGUCCAAAUAGUAACUGUGACCCAUACAGUGACUAUAAGUUUGCUUGCACUUGCCUACCCGGCUUCGAACCCAAAUCGCCUAGUGACUGGUAUUUGAGAAUUGGCGUGGGUGGGUGCAUUAGGAAAGCAGGAGUGUCUGUGUGUCGGAACGGAGAAGGGUUCGUGCCGGUGAAUCGUGUAAAGGUACCGGACUCAUCUACGGCAGUACAUGUGAAUAUGAGUUUGAGUUUGGAAGCUUGUAAGCUAGAGUGCUUGAUGGAUUGUUCUUGCACGGCUUACACGAGUGCAGAUGAGCGGGGAGGUGGAAAUGGGUGCUUGACAUGGCACGGGGACUUGAUGGACACGAGGACUUACCCCAAAGUUGGUCAAGAUUUAUAUGUUCGAGUUGAUGCAACUUCUCUAGCUCAAUAUGCGAACCUUAGCAAGAAGGCGACGCCGGCAAUUUCAAAUGGUUCUCUGAGCAAGAAGGCGACGCUGGCAAUUUCACUAGGAUCUGUUACAGUUUUCCUUCUCUUACUUACCCUUUAUUGGUUGGUAAGCAUGAAGAUGAAAGGCAAUCGUAGACGAAAUAAAUGUUCAUUUAUACUUACGGCCGGGUCAACCUACUUCGAAGAAUCUUCUGGUGGAACAGCUUUUGAUGAUAGUAGAAUAAACUCAGAGUUAGCAUUCUUUCAUAUAAAAACCAUAACAACCGCCACAAACAAUUUCUCCAUUGAAAACAAGCUUGGAGAAGGAGGUUUUGGCUCCGUUUAUAAGGGCAUACUUCACAAUGGAAAGGAAAUAGCAGUAAAAAGACUAUCCAAGCUUUCUGGCCAAGGAGUUGAAGAGUUUAAGAAUGAAGUGCUUCUGAUUGCAAAACUCCAACACAGAAACCUUGUCAGGAUUUUAGGUUGUUGUGUUGAAGAUGAAGAGAAGAUUCUAAUCUAUGAAUACUUGCCAAACAAAAGUUUGGACUCUUUCAUCUUUAAUGAAACAAAGAGAGCACUUUUAAAUUGGACAAAACGUUUCGAGAUUAUCUUUGGGAUUGCUAGAGGGGUAUUAUAUCUUCAUGAAGAUUCGAGAUUAAGAAUUAUCCAUAGAGAUCUAAAGGCCAGCAAUGUCCUAUUGGAUAAUUCUUUGAACCCAAAAAUUGCAGAUUUUGGUAUGGCUAGAAUAUUUAGUGGGGAGCAAAGUGAAGCGAAUACCAAUCGUGUGGUUGGAACAUAUGGUUAUAUGUCCCCGGAAUAUGCAAUGGAAGGAUUGUUCUCAAUAAAGUCUGAUGUAUAUAGUUUUGGUGUUUUACUGCUAGAAAUCAUCACUGGCAAAAAGAAUGUUGGCUAUUACCAUGAGGAGUAUCCUAAUUCAAAUUUGGUUGGACAUGUUUGGGACUUGUGGAAAAAAGGCAGAGCUGUGGAAAUCUUUGAUUCAUCUAUAGAUGAAUACCUUGUUAGUGAAGUUGUAAGGUGCAUUCAAAUCGCGCUUUUGUGUGUGCAAGAAUAUGCAACAGACCGGCCAACCAUGUCAGCAGUUGUUUCCAUGUUAGGUAAUGAUGCAGCUCUUCCUUCACCAAGACAACCCGCAUUUUUACUAAAGAGAAUGACUCCUAGUGGAGAACCAUCCAGCGGUGAAGGAGCUAAUUCAGUAAAUGAUGUAACAUGUACAAUUGUAGAAGGUCGCUAAAGGCUAUUUGUAUGUCUAGUUGCAACGAUAAUCCAAUUGAGCAAUGUAUGGAAGAUUCUAUUAUCCUCCAACUGGGCUUCUGAGUAAUGUAGAAUGUAAUUGGGGUGUUACUGUAAUAACCGAGUUUUGUCUUCUUUAGUCAAAGUGAAAUUGUGGCAGACACCUUUUAUUGGUUUAGG
Rosa rugosa (rugosa rose) is the source of this 4475-nucleotide messenger RNA. RefSeq names its product G-type lectin S-receptor-like serine/threonine-protein kinase At1g11410. Gene Ontology annotation, biological process: recognition of pollen; protein phosphorylation. The record is from RefSeq and is a predicted model, not a curated record. NCBI's taxonomy places the organism in Eukaryota, Viridiplantae, Streptophyta, Magnoliopsida, Rosales, Rosaceae. Bases 1747 to 4296 code for a protein of 849 amino acids. The transcript is spliced from 12 exons. Gene Ontology annotation, molecular function: ATP binding; protein serine/threonine kinase activity.